This is a messenger RNA of Hemibagrus wyckioides, 690 nucleotides long. Its product is annotated as C-X-C motif chemokine 2-like. The record is from RefSeq and is a predicted model, not a curated record. NCBI's taxonomy places the organism in Eukaryota, Metazoa, Chordata, Actinopteri, Siluriformes, Bagridae. The transcript is spliced from 4 exons. Gene Ontology annotation, cellular component: extracellular region. Bases 92 to 430 code for a protein of 112 amino acids. Gene Ontology annotation, molecular function: chemokine activity; CXCR chemokine receptor binding. Gene Ontology annotation, biological process: inflammatory response; chemokine-mediated signaling pathway; cellular response to lipopolysaccharide.
GUGAAACUCCAUCAACAAACUCCUCCCAAAUCCUCUUAUUUAAUUCCCAUCCCAACAUGUUGUGCUUCACAUUACCAGGCUCAGUUUCACAAUGAAUACUUCAGCUCUCUCACUGGUGUUCUUCAUCUUCUUUGGAGUGACUGCUGAGCUUUGUGGAGGACUGAUAGGAGGACCAACAGAUCGUUGUUUAUGCCAAAAAACAAACUUACAAAAAAGAGUAAAUCCUGCAUUUGUGCAGACGAUUAACAUUUUCCCUCCCAGUGCCUCCUGUUUCUACACGGACGUAAUAAUCACUCUGAAAUCAGGACGAAAAUUCUGUCUGGAUCCCAAUGGAAAACAAGGCAUGGGGAUUUUGAGUGGACAGAGGCUUAAGGAAAAAUCCAAGGCACAAAAAGGAAAAAACAAGAAGAAGAACAAGAAGAAAAAUUAAAAUGCAGAGCUAAUCGCUGCUAAUCGCAAGCAGUCUAUAACUGCUUUAUUACAAUUAGCAAGAAGAACAUGUAACAAUUCAGUAUAUCGCUCAUUCAUUCAUUCAUUCAUUCAAUCAUUAGCACUGUGUUUUUCUAGAAAGAGAAAAUAAAUUUGGUUUUAGCAAAGUGCAAAUAAAAUGUCUGUCUUCCAAUCUACCUGUCAAGGGUAGUUUAUUUGACACGAGAUAUGAUUUACUAUCAUGAGUGGACAAAUGACAAA